CAUGUGUCUUUAAUAGGCUACUGAUUAUGAUAAAAGCUUACAUAGUGUUAGACCAACACUUACAGCUCAACCUUCCUCCAGCCAAACAAAGUCUCACUGGUUUUUGUUGAUGCUGCCGAAACGCAGAUGUUUGGUACCGUUUUAAUAUUUCAAGACAUGGCCACGAAAUCUUGGACGUCGGGUACACAGUGUGUUGCCAAAAAGGAGCACUGCGAACCUAAAACUGGUGAAAUACCGUAUCACAAAUCUGAUGUCCUAACAAUCAUGGGGCCCGGAACGAGGAAAGGGGAGUACAGAGCGAGACAUAACACGACCGGGGCAGAAGGACUGGUCUUGGGUUCGAACCUCAGAGAGAGGGAAGCCCUCCGUAUUGACCCGAAUCUCAGUUUAAUGCCCUGGUUUCAUGGAAAGAUAUCAGGACGACAGGCCAUCUGCAAACUCAGGCCCAUGGAAGACGGUCUGUUCCUGGUUCGAGAGUCUAUUCGGCAUCCUGGUGAUUUUGUACUGUGCAUUUGCUUCAAACAGAACGUCAUUCAUUACCGAGUCAUCUUCCAAGACCGCAAACUGACCAUCGACAACAAAGAAUUCUUCUACAACCUCAUCGACAUGAUCGAGUUUUACAGCAAAAAUAAAAGUGCCAUCGCUACUAUUCUACAAAAACCCAAAAUGAAAGAGGGGACAAAAUCUGCGGAGACUGAACUAUUGAAAUCCGGCUGGUUACUGGAUCUCACGAAGUUGACUUUGGGAGAGGCCAUUGGAGAGGGGGAGUUUGGUGCGGUAUUUGAGGGCGAGUAUGCAGGCCAGAGGGUCGCCGUUAAAAACAUUAAAUGUGAUGUCACUGCCCAAGCCUUCCUCGAAGAGACUUCUGUCAUGACAAAUCUCCAUCAUAAAAACCUUGUACAGUUAUUAGGGGUGAUUCUUCACAAUGGACUUUACAUCAUAACAGAACUCAUGACAAAGGGGAAUCUGGUGAAUUUUCUCCGCACACGUGGACGUUUUGCUGUGAGCUCGACUCAGCUGUUGCGCUUUGCACUAGAUGUUUGUGAAGGUAUGGAACACCUGGAAUCCAAAAAACUGCUCCACAGAGAUCUUGCAGGACGAAAUAUUCUCGUGUCUGAGGACGCUGUCGCCAAAGUCAGCGAUUUUGGCCUGGCGAAGGUCAGCUCUAUGGCAAAAGACAACUCAAAAUUACCCAUCAAGUGGACGGCGCCUGAAGCUUUAAAGAACAAGAAAUUCUCCACUUACUCAGACGUUUGGAGUUAUGGAGUUCUUCUGUGGGAAAUCUUUUCAUAUGGCAGACAGCCGUAUCCCAAGAUGUCGGUGAGUGAAGUGAGGGAGCAUGUGGAUCAGGGUUACCGUAUGGAGCCGCCCGAUGAAUGUCCACCUGACGUCUACAUCAUCAUGAGGUCCUGCUGGAACACAGAACCCAAGAAGAGACCGUCGUUCCACAAACUCCGAGACAGACUUGAGAAAGAGCACGCGAAAUGUGACGUGUGAUGCACAGCGCUUCGGUGCAAGUUCACCCUUCUCAGACGACAAAAGUUCACAUUGAAUUUGAUGUCUUCAUGUGCAUAAUGUAGUUUUAUUUAAUUUGAAUCACACUGUAUAUUGAUGUAGGCUUAUUUACUUUGUUUCUAUAAUUGAUGAAAAAAGAUAAAAAUCACAAAACCAUUUUUCUAAAUACUCUUACUUAGAAGACAUCUGCAUUAGUUUUAAGUAUGUUUUCAUUGCAAAGAAAACGCUCAUGCUGUACAUGCUUUAGGUUUUACCACGUUUCAGGGAUUUUGAAUAUACUUAUUUAUUGUAGCAACUGUAAUAAAUACA
Molecule: messenger RNA, 1824 nt
Organism: Xyrauchen texanus (razorback sucker)
Lineage: Eukaryota; Metazoa; Chordata; Actinopteri; Cypriniformes; Catostomidae
Product: megakaryocyte-associated tyrosine-protein kinase-like
Exons: 13
Coding region: 127-1497 (456 amino acids)
Biological process (GO): protein phosphorylation
Molecular function (GO): protein tyrosine kinase activity; protein binding; ATP binding
Source: RefSeq, a predicted model, not a curated record